Aspergillus puulaauensis is the source of this 1191-nucleotide messenger RNA. RefSeq names its product transcription factor domain-containing protein. Gene Ontology annotation, biological process: positive regulation of transcription by RNA polymerase II. Gene Ontology annotation, cellular component: nucleus. Lineage: Eukaryota; Fungi; Ascomycota; Eurotiomycetes; Eurotiales; Aspergillaceae. The record is from RefSeq and is a predicted model, not a curated record. Gene Ontology annotation, molecular function: transcription cis-regulatory region binding; DNA-binding transcription factor activity. The coding region runs from base 1 to 1191 and encodes 396 amino acids. The transcript has a single exon.
AUGCCGGGAAAUCAAGUCAUUCCACUGCCACUCCAUUCAUCAGCUAUCCAAUCCAGGCUGUCUAUUCAAUCUAUUCUUUCUGAAACAACAACGAUGAUAUUCCCGCUCGCGUCGCGCUCAUUUUCGGAUAGGCUGGUCGCAUCUGCAAUGGAGACGCCGCAUCUUCUGUACGCGCUUCUUGCGACCUCAGAUAGCCACGCACGGCGCAGGAUGACGUCUGCUGGGGAUACAGAUGACACAGUAUUAAGAUUCACAAACGACGCUAUAGCCGGGCUGCGGGCGGCCUUGGCUAAUGGAGGCAAUGCACAUGGGACGGCCAUGACUGCCAUGGCGUUGUGCACUAACGACGUAUGUAACGGGAAUCUGGACGUGUUUAGGAUGCACCUUGAGGGCGUGCGAGGGAUGUUGCUAUCCAGGAUGAACCGGAAUCGCAGCGGCGGUGGCGGCGGUGACCUUCUUGAUAUCUACCUGUUUAAAUGGUUUGCGGCGCUGGACGUCUCGGCUGGGCUGUCGCUCUUCCACAAGAGCUCUCUGUUGGACAGUCAACUAUAUCGGUCUUGUCGGCAUAUUUUGGAUAUACGAUCUGAGAAUAAUGGGUAUGUGGAUGAUAUUUGCGGCUAUUCCCUGAAACUCUUGCCGAUUCUCGCAAAGAUCGGAGAGCUGGCGAGGUUGAGAUAUAACCUAUCGAUGAACACGGACGAUACUGCGGCAUUAAUUACAAAGGAUCUCGAAAUUGAUUAUGAAGUGGAGGCAAUCGAAACAAAGAUUAAGGCACUCCCACAACCAAGUUACAGGCAGGAACGGUCUCAGCUGGCAGACGAACUGAAACUCUCGCACUCUGCAUUCAUCCAUACAGCUCUCAUUCACUUACAUCGACGUGUCCAGUUGCUAUCCAAGGAUCAUGAAACAGUGCGGACUGAUGUGCGCAAUAUACUAGAAGCCGUGAGCAAGCUUCCUGAUUCAUCCACCACCAAUAUCCUCCUCCUGUGGCCCAUAUUCAGCGCCGGUUGUGAGACGGAUGAUAUUACUGAACGGGCAAUUAUAGAUGAACGAAUGUCACACAUGCAGUCGCUGGGAAUGGGGAAUUUUACACGGGCCAGAAAUGUGCUCAAUCGGAUUUGGAGUUCAGGGACAUAUUUGCGGUGGGAUGUGUAUCUGGCGGAGUCUGGGGUGGAUUUGGUGUUGUUUUGA